AUGGGGACAAGCACACCUUGUGCUGAUUGCAGCGGGCAUUUGGCAGACAGCCAUCGCAAGCACGACCUGGUUUGGCCCGACUUCCUUGCGAAAUGGGGUAGCCAGCGCUGCCAUUCCCAGGAAUGGCCACGGAUGCAAGGACGACUCCCGUAUCAGAUGGAUAGGGAUGGCCGGAUGCUUGAGAAUGUUCGUGGUUUGCCGAGAGAGAUAGGUGCAUUGCUCCUGGACAGCCUGACAAGGAACUGGCCACUUGAAAAGUGUCUGCAGUUUGGAAACGAGCAUGAAAAAGCUGUUAACAACACAAUAUUGGAUUGCAAUGGGAAAUGA
Ostreobium quekettii is the source of this 327-nucleotide messenger RNA. The record is from the annotation of a GenBank genome assembly. NCBI's taxonomy places the organism in Eukaryota, Viridiplantae, Chlorophyta, Ulvophyceae, Bryopsidales, Ostreobiaceae.